Molecule: messenger RNA, 618 nt
Organism: Parastagonospora nodorum SN15
Lineage: Eukaryota; Fungi; Ascomycota; Dothideomycetes; Pleosporales; Phaeosphaeriaceae
Exons: 1
Coding region: 1-618 (205 amino acids)
Source: RefSeq, a predicted model, not a curated record
AUGCCCCACACCACCAUGGAGGUCACCGACAAGGACGACAACACCAUGGACAUCACCAAUGAGGGCGAUAUAGACACGCCGUCGCAAGACGUUCUUGGCGCCGAUCUCGCGGUCGCACUUCUGCCAGCAAACAGCUGGACUCAGCAUCUGAACGAUCCGGCAUCUACACUUGCCACUAUCUCGCCCCCGGCCCUACACCAGAUCAUCGGGCACGGUACAACUGAGUACGAGAAGAUGGUGGAGGCAUGGCGAGCGGAGAAAGCUCGUGCAGACCGCCUACAGGCCGAGAAGGAUGAGAUGAUCCGCCAACUCCAGGCCAACAAGGUUGAGACGAUCGGUGCCGCGCCUCUUCCUUUCAGAAGCAAGGGAGCUACAUGGCCACGGAGCACGACACACCCUCUCCGAAGUGCGCAGGCUGACGGCUACAUCGACUAUUCGCUGCCGAAACCUACCUAUAGAGACAGAUGUAUACAGGAGGGACGGGGCAAACAGUGCCCGCGCAACAGGUGCAAGUACGUCCACAAGGACCAGGAAGAGCUGUAUGGAGACUUCAUUGCGGGCCUGGAGUAUGCCAACAAGGCGGCGAAGGUCAAUGACCAUGAGCGCAUGGAGAUUUAA